This is a messenger RNA of Rangifer tarandus platyrhynchus (Svalbard reindeer), 459 nucleotides long. The record is from the annotation of a GenBank genome assembly. NCBI's taxonomy places the organism in Eukaryota, Metazoa, Chordata, Mammalia, Artiodactyla, Cervidae.
AUGACGGUCCUCGAACGUGCGCCUGGCGACGUCAGCGCGGAUGUGCCCACGGACGUCACCCGGCGGGCUCAGAGGCGGCUCCUCCCGGACCCACGAAGAGGGCGUGGGCACCAGGAAACCGCGGGUGACUGGUGCUGGGGGCUGACAGCCCGCACCCGCGGGGCGGGCCCGGCCGAGCGGCCUUCAGGGAGCGAGCAGCCGCGCGCGCCGCCGAGCCCCGCCCCCUUCCCGAGCGGCCCCGCCCCUUUCCCGAGCGGGCCGCGCGCCCCCGAGACGCCCUCCCUGCGCGCCGCUGUGGCCCCGCCCUCUUCCCGAACGGGCCGCGCGCUCCCGCCCCGCCACCCCCCACCCCCCGCGCCUCCGCUGCGGCCCCGCCCCCUUCCCAAGCGGGUCGCGCGCUCCCGGCGCGCCGAGCUGUGCCGCGGGUGCGCGCGCCGCUGCCGGCAGAGCCGCCGUUAA